GCGCCGCCCGUGCUCCUGUGAGCGCAGAUUCGCUCUUGUGCAGUGUUUUUCUGACUCUUUUCACACUGAUCACACAGUUUCUUCUUGACUCAGACUGAAACAUGCCUGUUUUUGCAGAGGACUCGGCGCAGCUGACCAAAGCGCGGCUCAAGUCUGACCUGGUCGCGCACAGCGUGACUCUGCCCCCGACCACGAGCAGAAAGGAGGUUUACGUGGAGCUGCACGCGGCGCACGUCCAGAGAAAAAGCGCAGAUUUCUCCAGCGACGAGGAGCCAGAGGCGGAGGAGGAGCCAAACGACGCACAGACGCUGGACCCCAGCAGUUUGACGGAUGACGGGCUGAAGGCGGCUCUGCUGCGGCGCGGCGUCAGGGCCGGACCUGUAGUCGCCUCCACCAGGGGGCUCUACGAGCGCAAACUCAGAAACCUGCUUCUGUCCAACGGCCACGACAAAGAGAAACACGAAGAGGACGGAGCAGAUGAGGCUGUGCUGUAUUCUGACAGUGAGGAAGAGGAGAACAGCGAGGAAGAGCGAGAAGAGCCAGUCACUGAAGAGGUCCAAACCCAGACGGACCCAGCGGCCCAGUCCAGACAGGACUGCUCGUCUCACAGUGAGGAUCGUGUUUACCCUCAGUGUUUCUUAUUAUCGUCUCGUCUGCGUUUGUGCGCUCCUAAAAACGCCAAACCUCGUCCCAAACAGAACCCGAGGAAUGUGUUCAAAUCAUCGCAGCUCGGUCGAUCUCGGUCUGGCGUUAGCAGAGCGCCCUCUAUAGACCAGCCCUCACGAUUAGCAACAGGGGCCCCGGCUCCAGAUCCUGUGGAGGAAAGGUUUAAGGACUUGUUAGUGGACACGCCCACCGGAAUCUAUGCAUCUCGACGCAGACCAAUCAAAGGAGCAGCGGCUCGGCCCGUUCAGUACAUCUAUCCUGACACCGCCCUAAGCCCCGCCUCCCCCCUAAGCCCCGCCUCUCUGGAGCGUCAGGAGGUGGAGAGGCGGCUGGUCUCCCUCAGAAUACAGCUCCUGGUGUUUCUCUUCGUGGCCAUUAUUCUGUAUGUGGUUUACGUUUGUGUGGAGGACUUUUCCUUUAACCCCGUGUUGGCUUUGAUCGACGUCUUUGACCAGGGCUUAGACGCAGACGAGCCGGAGACUCAGGAGGUAGAGGAGUUUUUAGAAGUGGAGUGAGCCGUUAUCACAAUAAAAUGUAU
This is a messenger RNA of Periophthalmus magnuspinnatus, 1204 nucleotides long. RefSeq names its product LEM domain containing 1 (gene lemd1). The record is from RefSeq and is a predicted model, not a curated record. NCBI's taxonomy places the organism in Eukaryota, Metazoa, Chordata, Actinopteri, Gobiiformes, Gobiidae. Gene Ontology annotation, molecular function: DNA binding. The transcript has 8 exons. The coding region runs from base 102 to 1181 and encodes 359 amino acids.